ACUGACGCUCCCCUUGCCGGUGAUUGGUCGCUGCCCAGCAGUUUUCGCGCCAACGCGCUGCAUUGUGGGGAUGGUUAGCGGAAGUGCGCCGGUCGUGGGGACGCUUGUGUUGUUUCGAUGCGGACACUCGGGGUUUCGUGUUUUGGUGUGUAGGAUUUGACGGUGGGGGGAUUUUAAACCUGUCUGAAAGUGUGACUGGAAGUUUGUACGAAUGCGGGGCGAAGAGUCGUCGGAUUCCGAGUCGGGGAGGAUGGAGGAGAGUUCAAUCCGGAGGAGUUUGGAGACGUUGUGUCAGGAGCUGAACAUGGACGAGCAGACAGCCACUGAAGCCAUGGAGAACUUCACUGCCAUAUGGAAUACAUACACACUGGAGGGAGAGGUGGUCCACUGGUUGGCCUGCUCGCUGUAUGCAGCCUGUAGGAAAGGAUCCACUCCCACAGUGGGUAAAGGGUUGAUGGAAGGAAACUGUGUCUCCCUCACCAGGAUCCUUCGCACCGCCAAACUGAGUCUGAUCCAGUUCUUCUCUAAGAUGAGGAAGUGGGCUGACAUGUCCAACCUCUCGCAGGACUUCAGGCAGCGCAUGGAGCGACUGGAGCGCAACUUUGAGGUUUCCACUGUGAUUUUCCGCAAGUUUGAGCCCAUCUUCAUGGACAUGUUUCAAAAUCCGCAGGGAGGGGAACCGCCACGGCAGCCGCGCAGCAGGAAACACAGGCGGCUUCCCUGUCACAUCAGCGAUGUGUUCAAGUUCUGCUGGACUCUGUUUGUCUACACCAAAGGAAACUUCCGUAUGAUCGGUGAUGACCUGGUGAACUCGUACCACCUGCUGCUCUGCUGUCUGGACCUGGUGUUCGGCAACGCUCUGCUCUGUGCCAACAGGAAGGACCUCAUCAACCCCACGUUCCGAGGUCUGCCUGCUUUGUAUCGCGCUGAUGGCCACGUUUCAGCGGACGAGCCUCCUCCGUGUGUGUUGGAGAGGUUGUGCGAGCUCCACGACGGGCUGGUGGUGGAGGCCAAAGGCAUCAAACAGCACUACUUCAAACCCUACAUACAGAAACUGUUCGAGAAACAGAUCCUGAAAGGCAGCGAUGAGCAUCUGACAGAACUGUUGGAUCCACAGAACUUCAUUGAUAACAAUAAAGCCAUAAACAGGGAGUAUGAAGAGUACGUGUUGACGGUGGGAGACUUUGAUGAGAGAGUGUUUCUGGAAGCCGAUGCAGACGAGGAAAUCGGCACUCCAAGAAAGGUCGUUCACGAUCAGCCUGCCUCUACGACCGCUCAGAACCAGCUGCAGCAACAUGUUGAGAAGUCUGCCUCUCUCGCCCCCUCCACCCCUCUGACAGGACGAGUCUACCUGAAGGAGAAGGACCUGCUCGUCACGCCCGUCUCCUCCGCGACGCAGAGCGUCAGUCGGCUGCAGAGCAUGGUGGCCGGAUUAAGGACGGCCCCGAGCGACCACCUGAUGCAGAUCUUCAAGUCGUGCUCCAGAGAUCCCUCAGACAGCAUCCUGACCAGAGUGAAGACGCUGGGACAAGCUUUCAAAGAACAUUACACCAGAGACUCAGAGGAGAUGCCAGGCUCUCAUAUAGACUUUGCAGAGAACCGUUUGAAACUGGCUGAGAUCCUUUACUACAAGAUCCUGGAGAAUGUCAUCAGUCAGGAGACCAAACGGCUGCACGGCAAAGACAUGAGUAUGUUACUGGAGCAGGAUAUCUUCCACUGUUCCCUGAUGGCAUGUUGUCUGGAGGUGGUGUUGUUCUCCUACAGCUCCCAGAGAACCUUCCCCUGGAUCAUCAACAUCUUCAAACUGUCCCCAUUCUACUUUUUCAAGGUGAUCGAGGUGUUUAUCCGCUCUGAGGAAGGCCUGUCCAGAGAUAUGGUGAAACAUCUGAACCAGAUCGAGGAGCAGAUUCUGGAAAGCAAAGCGUGGAGCGCAGACUCCGCCCUGUGGAGCGCCUUACAGGAUGCAGGGAACAAAGUGCCCACAGUGGAGGAGGUGAAUUUUUCCUCCAGUCUGGACACAGGCUCUGGUCCUGGUUCUGGUUCUACCAGCGCAGGCCAGACCCACCUGCCUCUUGUCGCCCUCUCCCCCAUCAUCCACCCCCGCAUCAGGGAGUUCAGGUCAGGCCUGGGCAGUGCACGUAAAGAUGUUCCUCCCUCUCCGUUGUCGGUACACGACCGGUACAGCUCCCCGGCGGCUGGCAGCGCUAAACGACGUCUUUUUGGUGACGACCCUCCAACAACAGGAGUGACCCUGAGCCCGAUGUCAUCGCCGGCUAAAAGGCUGACAUUCAGCUCGACCAGCACCCUGAGGAUCGGAACUCAGGGAAGCCCGGCCACCGUCCUGAGUUUCCCACUGCAAGCAGGUAUGAGUAAUGACCGAACCAUCACACUGAUCCCGGUUCAGUCUUGCGACGCCUCUGGUACCAUCAACGCUCAGUUCCUGCUGACCUCACCGCACCGCACCGCCUCCCCAAGCCGCGUCACAUCCGCACCCACGACCUCAGACCCACCGACAGGAAGCGGUCGACCGCGGCGCACCGGAUCCCUCGCUCUGUUCUUCAGGAAGGUGUAUCACCUGGCCAGUGUACGUCUGAGGGAUUUGUGUGUGAAGUUAGACAUCCCGUCAGAGCUGCGAGGGAAAAUCUGGACGUGUUUUGAACACACACUGGUUCACAGCACUGAUCUGAUGAAGGGCAGACACCUCGACCAGCUGCUGCUGUGCAGCGUUUACAUCAUAUCCAAAAUCACCAAAGAGACUCACACCUUCCAUGACAUCAUGAAGUGUUACCGCAGCCAACCACAGGCCAGCAGCCAUGUGUACCGCAGCGUCUUGCUGCGUCACACUCCUAGAGAGCAGGUGGCUGAUGAGAACAUGGAGGUGGAUCCUGUUUCAGGAGGCGAAUCUGCAGAGAAAUCCAACCAGGUCUCAGGAGAAGCAAACUCCAGCCAAUCAGCAGAGGAGGAACGUGGUGACCUCAUCCAGUUCUACAACAGCGUCUUCGUCCUGAAGGUUAAAAGCUUCGCGCUGCGAUACGCCACCAACGAUAACCGGGCCGACGCACCUCCUCUCUCUCCGUUCCCGUCGGUUCGGGCUCAGCCUCUUUCUCCUCGUCGCGUUUCUCAGAGACACUCGCUGUACGUCUCCCCUCACAAGAACUCUGCAGCCUGCCUCACACCAAACUCCUACACCUACAGGAUCAACAGCAGCCCGUCCAAGGAGUUAUCAGACAUCAACAGGAUGAUCCGGCAGGGCUGCGUGAGCAGGAAGAGGGCCUUCACCAUGGAGGGGGACGUGAUGAUGUCAUCAGCGUGCGACUCCCCCAGCAAGAGGGCGUGUCCGGAGAACGGCAGCAGUCCGGAUGUGCUGCUGAAGCGGCUGCAGGACGUCGUGUCGGAGCGGCAGAGUCACUGAUGGAGCCACAGCCGGAGAAGGCAAAUGUACGUUCAUGACAGUUCAUCAGGUUUGUAAGUUUCCAGUUGAGUUGUGGAGUAAUUAUGAAACAAGACAGGAAGUCUUCUUUCAUCACUGAUGUCCGUUUUUAUUUGACCUCGUAUGUUGUGACCUGAGGGUCAUAGAACCAACAGCAGACUCCAGUUCCAGGUCCAGUGUUGUCACAACCACAGACUUCUGACUCUGAAACAACAACAAUAAUAAUCAUAAUAAUAUCUGAAAUGUGAUAUUUGAGCCACAUCAGGAAUCAAAAUACAUCAGACGACUUCACUGAGACGCUUCACUUGUUUGACCGUCUCACUUCAAGAACUCUGUUGAUUUGUCAAGUAGCUCAGGUGAACGUCGGCUCAGCUCUUGGCCUUUUCAGGAUCUUUAAUCACUGUUGCACUGUGGGAAACAUCUCAGAAAUGCACCUGACCACGACGGCAUUAACAAGAGAGCUACACUUCACAAGGUUGUUAAACAUUUGCAGCUGCAAGAUGGCAGCACACGCAGGUUCUUCAGGCUGUCGUUACUCUUUAAAAGUUAUCCUUUAAAACUCAAAGGAUGGUUGGUUCAUAAACUGCCUCAAAGUUGAAAAGAAAAGAGAAAUUUUAAAAACAUUUGUUGAAGGAAAAAUACAUUUUAAAAGGUAAAAAUGUUUUCCUGAGUUUCUGUUAUUCCAACGAGGAGAGAGUCUUCAUGCUGGACGCCUUUCGUCUUCAGUGAAUCCCUCAGUUGUCAAGCUUUUCCAUCAGUCACAUUGUUUUUACACCUGCAGGAAAUGAUAUCCUUGGUGGCAGCGCACGCUUACAGAAGAUUCGAUUGGUUGAACUGAAACUAAAUUCAGAUUUAAAGAAACUUGCUGUUGUAGCAAAAAUUCAGGCCACAAACAACCCAUAAUUCAACACUCACUGUCUGAGCGGGUGUUAGACAAGCACCACACAGAUAUAUAGAUAUAAAUAUCUAAAAAAAAAGAUCUCAUAUUUCAGUAAAAAUGCUAUAAACUUGUUAUCAACUUACACAUAAUUAAUCAUAGAUUAAAAGACGACCGACCUUUAUCAGGCUUUCUCAUCUUUACUUACAUUUAACUGACGGGAAAUCAAAUUUCAGUGGCUCGCACGAGUUGUUCACCAGAGUGAAUUGAAAGCUCUCAGCGUCGAAGUGUUGGUGGCUUAUUUUCUGCUCACACAUCAAACUGACAGUAUUAAAGAAACGCUAGACGGAAGAACUCAAAAGAUUUAAUUUAACUUGACUUGACGAUCAUUCAGAGAGCUUUCAGACAUCAGGGGUUGAGAAGCAGGAAGCUCGUCGUUGUUCAUAUCAGGUCAAAAUAUAUUUGGAAAAAAAAAAUGUUUGAACUUGUGUACAUAGUUUUCUUUAACGGGACAAAUCAAGCUCUAUUGUACAUUUUCUAGUAUUAAACUUGUCUUCCUCCACAGUAUUUGCAGAGGUCUCUACUGUUUGUAGAGAUUCUGUCACUGAGGGAAACUUGUCUUCUUUUAUUCUUUAACUAAUUUGUUUCCUUUAAUCUUUCCUGUUUGUGGUUAUGAACCACUUAAUGUUGUGUAAAGCUGUAAUAAUAGGCUUCAUGCUAACAAGAGUGCUCGAUUGAAGCAGCAUUUGUGUACCUGAGUGUGUAGUAUCUACACUUCAUCUUUUAUUGAAAAUAACAUUUUAGAAAACGAUCUUUAACUUCGAACAGUUUCAUAUAUAAUGUUUAGUUCAUACCUGGUUUGCUAAAAGCACAGUAGCAAAGAAGGCGGAGAAAAACUAACCACUUGUUAUAAAAACAAACAAAUUAAAAGUGUUGAUUUUCUUCCCAGACAGCAAACAAAAAAUAAAAAAAAUACAAUAAUGGGAUUCUGUAAACACUGUUGUUCCACUCUGGUGUUUUCUUCAAGGACAUUUGUAUUUUCUACAAACAGUCAUGUUUUGUACAAUAAAACUUCAUUUUGUCUUGAUGA
Molecule: messenger RNA, 5397 nt
Organism: Acanthopagrus latus (yellowfin seabream)
Lineage: Eukaryota; Metazoa; Chordata; Actinopteri; Spariformes; Sparidae
Gene: rbl1
Product: retinoblastoma-like 1 (p107)
Exons: 22
Coding region: 212-3412 (1066 amino acids)
Biological process (GO): cell differentiation; regulation of transcription by RNA polymerase II; negative regulation of G1/S transition of mitotic cell cycle
Cellular component (GO): transcription regulator complex; nucleus; chromatin
Molecular function (GO): RNA polymerase II transcription regulatory region sequence-specific DNA binding
Source: RefSeq, a predicted model, not a curated record